CAACCUCAGAGAUAUGGGCCUGGGAAUACAAGGCUCCAGCUCCGAUUUCCACUCUAUAUUUCUUCACCAGGGCGAGGCUUCCUAUCACCCUCUGCCUCGGCCGGUCCCGUGUUUUUAAUCACUGGGCUCGGCUUGAAAUAAUAUAAGCACUAGAAGGAGAAGCUUUUCUUGUGUCCAAUGUUAUCCAUGUCAGACCUUGCCAUUGUCCUUUAGCAAAGCAAGGCUGAGAAUCCGGUAGUUGAAGUUGUAGCCUUGUCACUAUCUACCCAACUCCUGGUGCACAUCUGGCUACGUAUGGGUAAAACCAAAGGAGGGGCACUCGUCUAAAUUUUGAUUAUCCAAUACCAUCUUAGGAGACCUCCGCCAUCCGUCAUAGAUGCGGACUUCAUAACCCCACCUAACUCCGUGCCACUGAAGAUAUAAUCUCCCGCAGAUAUUCAUUUCUGAGGAAGAUACCCAGAUAUCGCAUUACCAUCUCAUAUAGACUAAUCUCAGCAAGAUGACGACUCAACUCGUGGGAAAGCAAAUUGGUGCUAUUGGAUAUGGAUUGAUGGGCCUCACGUGGCGUAGACAGCCUCCUUCUCAAGAACAGGCUUUUGACGCUAUGAACGCUGCGCUGGCUGCUGGAUGUAAUUUCUGGAAUGGAGGAGAAUUGUAUGGCCCGCCUAACGCAAACUCAUUACAUCUCCUCAACAAGUACUUCACAAAGUACCCCGAAAAGGCCGGACAAGUGGUCUUAAGUAUCAAGGGAGGCCUUGAUUCCAAUAUGCACGCAGAUGGAUCUCCAGAAGGAGUUAGACGCUCAGUCGAAAAUUGCCUCAAGAUACUGGAUGGCAAGAAGAGUAUUGACAUUUUCGAAUACGCCAGGGUAGACAAGAGGGUCCCCAUCGAAGAAACACUGAAGCAUCUAGAUGAGUAUGUGAAGGCCGGCAAGAUUGGGGGGAUCGGCUUGUCCGAGGUCUCAGCUGCAACAAUUGAGAGGGCUGUCAAAGUCACCAAAAUUGCAGGAGUGGAGGUAGAAGUAUCCCUAUUUUCAACUCACAUCUUGGAAAGCGGCGUGGCAGAAGCAUGCGCAAAACACCAGGUUCCAAUCGUCGCAUAUUCCCCAAUGGGUAGAGGUUUCUUGACUGGUGAAGUCAAAUCACCUUCUGAUAUCCCCGACGGUGACAUGCGAAAACAUAUGCCACGUUUCCAAGGAGAAAACUUCCAAAAGAACUUGACCUUGGUUGACGAAGUCUCCAAGAUUGCCAAACAAAAGGGAUGCACAACAGCACAGCUAGCCAUAGCUUGGGUAGCUCAGCUAUCCAAGCAGCUAGCCGUGCCAGUAAUUCCAAUACCAGGAGCGACCACGGUCGAGAGAGUUGCGGAGAAUAGCAAGAAGAUUUCCUUGACAAGUGACGAAGUUGCCGAGAUUGACUCUGUCCUUAAGUCAUUCCCAGUAAGUGGGGAGCGGUAUCCAGAGUCCCACAUGUCACACGUCGAUGUAUAGGCACGGGUUGCAAGAAGGGGGAAGAGUACUUAUUAUGCUUCUAGUGUCAGCUAGAAACCCACAUCAGAAUUUAAAGGGAUUUAGAAUACAUAUUCGUGCUCAGAGAAUGUGUAAUGUAUUGUGUGCUCAACAUAGGCCAAAGGAUGGAUUCAGAAUUGCAGAAUGCUUUGUAAUCACAGCAGAAAGGAACAGAUAUCUAAGAAAUGCAGACUUACAUGUAAUGUUUGCAUAGGUCGUCAGUCGU
This is a messenger RNA of Mollisia scopiformis, 1733 nucleotides long. Its product is annotated as Aldo/keto reductase. Bases 500 to 1489 code for a protein of 329 amino acids. The transcript is spliced from 8 exons. Lineage: Eukaryota; Fungi; Ascomycota; Leotiomycetes; Helotiales; Mollisiaceae. The record is from RefSeq and is a predicted model, not a curated record. Gene Ontology annotation, cellular component: cytoplasm.